GUCAAGCUGGAAAGCAAAUACGUUUGGACAAGGGAGGAAAACUUGAUAUCUAUGUUGCCUUGGAUGCAUCUGACAGCAUAGAGGAAGCGGAUUUUGAUAAGGCAAAAGACAUCAUUAAGAAGCUCAUAAAAAGAUAAGCUAUUAUGAGGUCUCUCCAAAUUAUGAAAUCCUAAUUUUUACCACAAAUGUGACACACAUUAUUAAAAUGACUGAUCAAAAGAGAGGAAACCCAACCAAGUUAAAGGACAUUAUUGAAAAGCUAGAUAAAUACAAAUAUUCUGAUAAAGGAGAGAAAACAGGAACCAACAUUCGCAAUGCUUAUGAAAAAAUACUAGAAAGCAUCAGUUUGGAGGAGGCGCACAAUAAGGUGGACUUUGACGAGACACAGCACGUCAUAAUCAUGUUUACUGAUGGUAUUUACAAUUCGGGAGGAAACCCCAAAGGUAUUGUUGGACAAAUCAGGGAAAAAGUCAUCAGAGAUAAAAAAGACCGGGAGAAAUAUCUUGACCUUUAUGCAUUUGGAGUUGGAGAAGAUAUUGAGAAAGAGAAAAUGGACGAGUGGGUGUCAAAAAGAGAUACCAACGAGAAGUAUUUUUUCAUACUCCCAAACAUGGAAGAAGUUGAAGAGACAUUAGAUAAAAUGCUUGAUGAAGGUACUAGUAUGGCUCUGUGUGGACUCUAUAAAAGCUACUCUGAUUCUGAACUUAAAUCAAGCAUGCGCCUCACUUACCCCUGGCUGAUAAAGAUAGUUAUAACGUAUAACGGUAACACAGCAAAUUGUAUUGGAUCGUUGGUCACUCCCAGGUUUAUUCUAACUGCUGCCCAUUGCUUCAGGUUUGAUGAUGUGAACGACCAAAUUAAACUAGAGGCUCUUAAUUCCAAAGAUAUUCAGAUACCAGGAGUGGAGAAGUUCUAUCUUCAUGAAAAAUUUAAUACCACAAAGAAGCAAGACAAGGGAAUAACAGAGUUUUAUGAAUAUGAUGUAGCUCUCAUUCAGUUAACGGAAGGUGUAAAAAUCAGUCCUGACCUCAGAACUAUUUGUGUUCCCUGCACUGAGGAGGCGCAUGCAGCUCUACAACUACCUGCCAGUGAAGCAUCAUGUGCAAAACAUAGGGAAAUGCUUUUGGACAGUGAUCUCAUGAACGCACAUUUCAUAACCCACGAUGCCCUAACUAGUAAAAAGCCAAAACAACAAGUGCUAAUCAAGCAAAAUCAAUGGAGAGAUGACUGUAUUGAACAGACCACAAAGAUAUUAAAUGUCGAGAAAGAAAAGGCAGAGGAAAUGUUUACAGAUAAAUUUUUAUGCACUGGUGGAGAGACUCCAAAUUUCAUAGAUGACAUUUCUUGCAAAGGUGACUCUGGUGGUCCUUUGGUAGUGGAAAAAAAUCGUUUGUUCCAGGUUGGAAUCAUCAGCUGGGGUCUGAAAGAUAUAUGUGAGGAUGAAAUGGAGAAAGUAGAUGGCAGAGACUUCCACAUCCACCUCUUCGAUCCAGAAGUGCAAAAUUUCCUCCAAAAAUACCUGGGAGAUGAGGAAAUAGAUACGCCGCUAAACUUCUUUUCGGAAGCUGUAAUUGAACACUUCAAAUCCAUCUUUGCACAUCAUGGAAUUCCUGAGGUGGUGCGCUCGGACAACGGGCCACAGUUUGCUUCUGAGGGUUUCCGGGCUUUCGCACGGGGCUGGGGUUUUGACCAUGUGACUUCAAGUCCUCACUUUCCGCAGAGUAACUGGGAGGCAGAGCGAGCUGUAAGGACCAUUAAGAACCUCCUUAAGAAGUCUGCGGACCCCUACCUUGCACUUAUGGCUUACCGAGUGGCCCCUCUCACCAAUGGUUACAGUCCUGCCGAGCUCCUAAUGGGAAGGAAGCUCCGAAUGAGAAAAACAGGAACCAACAUUCACAAUGCUUAUGAAAAAAUACUAGAAAGCAUCAGUUUGGAGGAGGCGCACAAUAAGGUGGACUUUGACGAGACACAGCACGUUAUAAUCAUGUUUACUGAUGGUAUUUACAAUUCGGGAGGAAACCCCAAAGGUAUUGUUGGACAAAUCAGGGAAAAAGUCAUCAGAGAUAAAAAAGACCGGGAGAAAUAUCUUGACCUUUAUGCAUUUGGAGUUGGAGAAGAUAUUGAGAAAGAGAAAAUGGACGAGUGGGUGUCAAAAAGAGAUACCAACGAGAAGUAUUUUUUCAUACUCCCAAACAUGGAAGAAGUUGAAGAGACAUUAGAUAAAAUGCUUGAUGAAGGUACUAGUAUGGCUCUGUGUGGACUCUAUAAAAGCUACUCUGAACCUGGACUUAAAUCAAGCAUGCGCCUCACUUACCCCUGGCUGAUAAAGAUAGUUAUAACGUAUAACGGUAACACAGCAAAUUGUAUCGGAUCGUUGGUCACUCCCAGGUUUAUUCUAACUGCUGCCCAUUGCUUCAGGUUUGAUGAUGUGAACGACCAAAUUCAACUAGAGGCUCUCAAUUCCAAAGAUAUUCAGAUACCAGGAGUGGAGAGGUUCUAUCUUCAUAAACAAUUUAAUAUUACACAGAAGCGAGACAAGGGAAUAACAGAGUUUUAUGACUAUGAUGUAGCUCUCAUUCAGUUAACGGAAGGUGUAAAAAUCAGUCCUGACCUCAGAACUAUUUGUGUUCCCUGCACUCAGGAGGCACAUGCAGCUCUACAACUGCCUGCCAGUGAAGCAUCAUGUGCAAAACAUAGGGAGAUGCUUUUGGACAGCGAACUCGUGAACGCACAUUUCAUAACCCAUGAUGCUCUAACUAGUCAAAAUCCAAAACAACAAGUGAUAAUCAAGCAAAAUCAAAGGAGAGAUGACUGUAUUGAACAGACCACAAAGAUAUUAAAUGUCGAGAAAGAAAUUGCAGAGGAAAUGUUUACAGAUAAAUUUUUAUGCACUGGUGGAGAGACUCCAAAUUUCAUAGAUGACAUUUCUUGCAAAGGUGACUCUGGUGGUCCUUUGGUAGUGGAAAAAAAUCGUUUGUUCCAGGUUGGAAUCAUCAGCUGGGGUCUGAAAGAUAUAUGUGAGACUGAAAUGGAGAAAGUAGAUGGCAGAGACUUCCACAUCCACCUCUUCGAUCCAGAAGUGCAAACAUUUCUCAAAAAAUACCUGGGAGAUGAAGAUAUAGAUACGCCGCUAAACUUCUUUUAAAUUUUUGAUGAACGAUAAUUUACACUUUCUGUUACAUUUAACAUUUAAUGUCAUGUAACAUUUAAUUUGCUCCUUUUUUUGCAUCUUUACUUAAUAACUACUUAAAGCCAGUACAGAUUUUCUCAUCAACGUAUUCAGCUUUGAGAACAGAAUGGCAAUAAAACCUUGUUUAUAUAGUUUUGGUUAUUAAAGUUGUUAUAAUAUAAUAGUGUCGUGUCUUAAGCAAUUAUUAUUACUUAUCUAAAAAAACACUUCCUAAAAGAAUGCUGUAGAAAUAUAAACCUUGUCCUGUUGUCCUGAAAACUAUCCAGAUGAACCACAUGAAUGAAGGACAAACACAGCUCGCUAUAAAUGCUUAAUCAUUAAUGUUUUGUUUAUGGAUUUAAAUGAGAUUAUUUGAUCAGUUUAUGUAUUGUUUUAUAUUGACAUCAUAAAAAACCUUAAUAUAACAU
Silurus meridionalis is the source of this 3597-nucleotide messenger RNA. RefSeq lists its product as uncharacterized. The record is from RefSeq and is a predicted model, not a curated record. Bases 206 to 3145 code for a protein of 979 amino acids. Gene Ontology annotation, molecular function: serine-type endopeptidase activity; nucleic acid binding. Lineage: Eukaryota; Metazoa; Chordata; Actinopteri; Siluriformes; Siluridae. Gene Ontology annotation, cellular component: extracellular region. The transcript is spliced from 25 exons. Gene Ontology annotation, biological process: complement activation; proteolysis; DNA integration.